AUGGCGUUGGACCAACGGACGCACGGCCGCGAGUCAAACCCCCAAGCCAUGCAGCGUCCCAGGAAGUCGCCCUUCGCCAAGGCCGAUGCAGGAAUGGAGCUUCCAUCCUAUCUGGGCACUGGUCCACUGGUCGACAAUGACUUCACACGGAGCCCUGCUGAGCGACUGGUGCUGAUCGUCCUGGAUGCUCGUCGGGCGCUUAUAGGUCUAGCCCUCGGAAAUAACCGUGUGCUCCCUCGCAUGGACAGAACCCACCUCGCGACCCCCUCUAGGGGCCUCGAUCGUUCGCUGGCAUCUCAGCCACCGAUGCCCGUCAGCUUCCCACUGGAACGGUCCAAACCCUCGUAUGGGAAAGGACGGGGGGCAAUGGGGGGGGGCGAUGGGGGCUAUCGGACUAGAUCACCUGCUCCCCGUCGUCAUCAUGAAUCCGAGGGGAAGCUCCGUGCUCCGCAGGAGCGAACGUUGUGA
Messenger RNA from Penicillium canariense, 468 nucleotides. RefSeq lists its product as uncharacterized. The transcript has 2 exons. Bases 1 to 468 code for a protein of 155 amino acids. NCBI's taxonomy places the organism in Eukaryota, Fungi, Ascomycota, Eurotiomycetes, Eurotiales, Aspergillaceae. The record is from RefSeq and is a predicted model, not a curated record.